This is a messenger RNA of Purpureocillium lilacinum, 597 nucleotides long. RefSeq lists its product as uncharacterized. NCBI's taxonomy places the organism in Eukaryota, Fungi, Ascomycota, Sordariomycetes, Hypocreales, Ophiocordycipitaceae. Gene Ontology annotation, cellular component: plasma membrane. Gene Ontology annotation, molecular function: acetate transmembrane transporter activity. The record is from RefSeq and is a predicted model, not a curated record.
AUGGGCGGCUUCGCGACGACCCUGCUGACCGUCUCGCUGGCCAUGAUGAACUUUCGCGGCGUGACCGUCCAGACAAUGUUUGUCGGCAACCUGUGUUUCGUGGCUUGCGUUGGUCUAAUCAUCAGCGCCCAAUGGUUCAUGAUCAAGGGAGACACUUUUUCAUACACUGUUUUGACGGCGUUUGGACUCUUUUACGGCGGCUAUGGCGCUGUCAUGAUACCCUGGUUUGGGGUCGUCGAUGCGUACGGCGGCUUCACGCCCGAAUUCUACAACGCAUUUGGGUUCUUUAUUCUCAUCUGGGGCGUGCUAAACAUCUUUUUCCUGAUCGCCUCCAUAAGACUGAGCAUCGUGUAUGUCCUCGUGUUCACGGCGAUUGAGUUCUGCCUCGUCCUUGACGGAGUAUCUCAGUUCGUCAAGGCGGAUGGCCACGACGAGACGUACGCAAAGAUGCAAAAGGCGGCCGGCGCAUUUGGCUUCAUUGCCGGCUUGCUGGGGUACUACUGCACGGCGCACUACUUGUGUGAGGAGGCACUGGGCUUUUCCGUGCCAAUGGGCGACACGUCCCGGUUUUUCGUGAAGCGCCGGAAGACGAGUUAA